GACCAAGGUUGAUGGCCAAGGGGUAGAAAAAAACGGAAACGGGAUGCUUGCAAAAUAUGAAACUGCAGCAUAUAAUAAGAUUAUCUUAGCUUCACUUAACUCUUACAUUUAGUAUUCUUAAAACUGUCAUUGACACCUAAAAGUAAUUAUUUCUUCCCACUUUUAAAAAAUCUGUGAUAAGCACAAUAAUUUGCUAAAACCCAUGUCAUAGCUGAAGUGAUUUACUCAUAGCAAAGGAAUUGCAAAGCAACGUUGUUUUUAAAAUCACACCCAUGCUGCGAUGCCUCCUGCCCCUGUUGCCACCUUUGUGAUGUCAUCUUCAGGCCACCCCGGGUUCCCCUCCGGAAUCCCGAGCCUUCUCCAGCUCCCCUUCAUCAUGAAUAGAAACAUUCCCCGGCCCGCACGGAUGUGGGGUUCUGAGCAUAAAAACAGGCUUCAGAAUGAAGAGAAGAGAAAGACCCUGGUUAUCCCCCUGACAUUUGACUUUCAUCUGGAAUUUGAAGAGGCUGUCGCUGUACCCACAUCUAAGACAGCAUCGAAGAUCAGAGCAGAUAAGUCAUGUGACACUAAGAAACCCAAAAAGUUUAUUUCCCUCCAACGUCAACCUGAACCUAUCAAAAGUGAUUUUGAAAAGUCUGAUUUGAGGCCACAUAUUGUCCCAUUAAAUAUAAAAAAUCAAGAAAAGUCAAAAAUAGAAGAAAAUCUAAAAUCAAGAUCUAGGAGAACCUUUCAUUUUCUUAAGGACACAGCUGAGGCCGAAAAUUCUCAGCAUAUACAAGGAUUCAGAAAACCACUGGGUUCGUCAAUCUUUUCUCCUACACUCAGCAAUCAAUCUAAUGCCUAUAAAAAGGAAAAAGACUCCACUUCAUUUGCAGUCCAACUUGAAAACAAAACCAGUGAACCACUGGCUUCCACCGGCCAUUUGGAAGAUUCCGGAAACGAAAGAACGGAAUAUCCUCCUCCGGGGGCGGACUGGCGGUCAGGAGAAAAUCAGUCAGCCACCCGCUCGGGGAGAAGGGUCGGCCUGCUGCCCCUGUGCUUUGAGGAUGAGCUGAAAAACCCAGCCGCCAAGAUCAUCCACGCGCCCCCGGCGGCGGCGAGGAGCGCACCUUCGCACACGGUACAAGACAACAGUAAACCCAUAAUUUUCCAUGAUACACAGUAUGUACAAACACUGCUUUUGACAAAAAAUAGCUUUCCUGACUGCAUUUUGGAAAAUGAAAAAAUUCAUCCAUGUAAAAGGACAAAUUUUGUUUUAGAAAGAAAUUAUGAAAUCCUCAAAUCCUUAAUUAAUGGUGAAUCUGUUACUCUUUCCAAACCCAAAAGAACAGUGCGUACAGCAGGGAGAAGAGACGUACAAGCCAGAUCUUACGAGAUGGGCCACAGAACCACGAAGAAUAAACUGAAGACGAAAACCAGGGAUCCGACAUUAGAACCCAGAUCUGGGAGUGCACCUCACGACUUCUCACAGACUCUUUCCAGCCUGAGAAGAAAAGCUAUGUAUUACCUUGACGGAACCGCUAAUCAAGAAAGAAGUGCUGCAGCUGUCAAAUUUGGAAGACUAUUUUCUACAGUGAAAACAAGCCCACCCAGAUUCAAUGCCUUACCUCUCAAAAGUCAUUCCAAGCCUUUAAGACAUAUACUCGACCUACGUAAAUUAAACAAUGCAACGCCACUGGAUGAUUUGUUACACCUGCCAAAAGAAAAUUAAACAACUCCCAGACUAUCAUUUAUGCAGCAACAUUUGGGUAACAAGAAGCAAAUAACCAAGGCCUGCAAUCACAGAAGAAGUUCUUACCCAAAUGGUAAUGUUCUGAUGAGUAGCAUAAAAAAGCAAAGCAUAGAAAUCGAAGUUAAAGGUGCAUAGUGGUCUGGUCAACAGCAAUCAACUAGAUUGAUCCGCUGCCCUUGCUCCUGCAGGGAAGCCUGAUUCCUGACCGAAAAUGGUGCAGACAGGCUGGAACAAACAACAUCAACAAUCUUCUGCUAUAAUUGGCUAUCAAAAAAUAUAAAUAUCAUUGAUUUAAUAAAUGUGGAGUUAAUCAUAUACCAGCAUUUUAUAGCAUCAUGGAUGGGAAUACAGUAGGACAUUAGCAAUUUAUGCAAUUAAAAAUGCUUUGUAAACUUU
This is a messenger RNA of Chinchilla lanigera (long-tailed chinchilla), 2128 nucleotides long. It is a transcript of the gene CUNH1orf141, whose product is annotated as chromosome unknown open reading frame, human C1orf141. Lineage: Eukaryota; Metazoa; Chordata; Mammalia; Rodentia; Chinchillidae. Bases 281 to 1711 code for a protein of 476 amino acids. The transcript is spliced from 8 exons. The record is from RefSeq and is a predicted model, not a curated record.